Molecule: messenger RNA, 2505 nt
Organism: Aspergillus homomorphus CBS 101889
Lineage: Eukaryota; Fungi; Ascomycota; Eurotiomycetes; Eurotiales; Aspergillaceae
Product: NCBP1 family protein
Exons: 7
Coding region: 1-2505 (834 amino acids)
Biological process (GO): nuclear-transcribed mRNA catabolic process, nonsense-mediated decay; mRNA export from nucleus
Cellular component (GO): nucleus; nuclear cap binding complex
Molecular function (GO): mRNA binding; RNA cap binding
Source: RefSeq, a predicted model, not a curated record
AUGGCCGAUUACGAACGUCGACCCCAUGGCCCAAGGGGUGAGGACGAUGAUUACGACCGCCGCCAGAGGCGCAGAUACGAGGAGCCUUUGUUUGUCAAGAUUCGCAGGCAGCUGCUCACAAUCGCCGAAUCUGCUGCCCGAAGAGUAGAGGACGACGCUAUCCAGAUCGCCAAAUCUGUGACUGAUAAUUAUGGAGAUGAAGAAAUCAAGGGAGUAUUCCUUGACACCGCAGUCGAUCUUGUUCUUGAGCAGCCAUUGAAGAUCCCUUUCAUCGCGGCCACAGUUCUUGCCGCAAAUGUCCUGAAAUCAGAGCCAGUUUCAGACAUACUGAAGAGGGCCGGAGAAUCGUUACAAAAAUACGUCAAUGCCGGUGCCUGGCGUGAAGUCAAGCUCCUCCUUCGUUUCCUCGGGUGCCUUCAAGGCAUCUUUGAAGGAGACGGUAUAUUUCCCGUGCUGGAGGAAAUCUUCUCUCGCGCAGUUGAUCUCCAAACCGCGUCCUCUGAGGAUCUGCUCGGUCUGGAGCUCGUUAAGAUCAUCCUCUUCACACUACCAUAUGCGAUGGCAUCGCCCGCAACCGGCUUCGACACUCAGGCUACUGCUCUUCUCGAGAAGACGGACAUCAUCGCUUCCACUCCGCAUGCGCUUGUGGAUCUCGUGAACCCGUUCAGUCUCCAUGAAGGCAAGCCGACCGCCACAGAGAGCAUCAUUAGCUUGAUGCAGAAACAUCUGCAGAGAGAAUCUACUCAGUCCUGGGAGCUCGCAUGCCUUCCGCGCCCAUGGAGACGGAUCUAUGAAUCUCUCGGGGCACAGGAAGAUGUUCGAGACGAGGGUGCUCAAGAUGGGGAAGAGGACCGAUCACCAAACUCUGCGGGCCCCGGACCAAAACACGCUUUCCCACAAAUCGUCAUGCCUAAUCCUGUCGGCAACGGGGCAAGGGCGAUCUUCCCAGAGAUCUAUCUCUCUGUAUAUGCGAAUCAAGAUAUCGAAACCGUUCCUCCAACCACGGAUAUUGCGUCGUCUCUGUUGCGAGACUCGCUUGUUGACACAAUCAACAUCCUUGACUUUAAUCGUAUUGCAACUGCGAAGUAUUUGAUUGACGUUGACUGUUAUUUUACACCGAAUACAUUCGUGAAGCGGGCCACGCCUUUUGAUCGCUUGCGUGAGUUAUCCACUGACCGCCCGCAAUGGAAGCCCGAAGACGUCGCCGUGGAUGCAGUGUUUUCUCAAUUAUUCCAGCUGCCAUGCCCAGAGCACAAAUUCGUCUACUAUCAUUCGGUUCUCACCGAGUGCUGUAAGAUUGCUCCGGCCGCUAUCGCCCCGAGCCUGGGCCGAGCCAUUCGCUUUCUGUAUCGCAGCCUUGAAUCGAUUGACCUUGACCUUAGUCAUCGCUUCCUGGACUGGUUCUCGCAUCAUUUGAGCAACUUUGGUUUUACGUGGAAAUGGAGUGAAUGGAUCGAGGACCUAGAGUUACCCGCGGUUCAUCCUCGGAUGGCUUUUAUAACGGGAGCGCUCGACAAGGAGAUACGAUUAAGCUUUGCUCAGCGCAUCAGAGGGACUUUACCUGACCCGUAUCAAGAAUUUAUUACAGAGGGGAAGGAGAAGGACACUCCGGAUUUCAAGUACUUGUCCGAUACUACACCAUAUGCCAAUGAGGGCAAGGAGAUUAUGCAGCUUGUCCGAAAGAAAGCGAGCGAUGAGGAGAUACAACCCUUUAUCGAUGCAAUCGAAGAGCAAGCUAAAUCUUUGGGGGUCAAUGAUCCGCUGCUUCCAUCGACCGACGCACUUGUUACAGCUAUUUGCUUCGUGGGCUCCAAAUCUCUUUCUCAUGUCCUGUCGUGCAUUGAGCGAAACAAGGAGCGAUUAUUGGCCAUUGGGCCUAAGUCUCCUCGAGCUCAACGCCAAAUCAUCACCUCCGUCAUGGAAUACUGGGUGGAUCAGCCCGGUAUUGGCAUCAACAUCAUCGACAAACUUUUGAACUAUACCAUCCUCACACCGCUGUCAGUCGUCGAAUGGGCACUGGUCGACAAACUUGAGGCUGGCACAGUUCUUGCAAAGACGCACGUCUUCGAAAUGAUUUCCGCCACUGUUGGUAAAGUCACCAAUCGUCUACGCCAGAUUGUUGCUGCCCGUACUCAACCUAGUCUGUAUGAGCCUCAACUGAGCGUUCUAGAUGACACUCUAAAUCGUGAGAAGGCCGACAUGCAGGUCCUCUUCCGGGUCAUUGAGGAUACCAUCGUGUCGGUCGCUGGCGGUAGUAAUGACGAGUUGAUGGAAAGGGGGGACGGAAGCGGUACUAUGCCUGAGGAUGAGAUCAUCCGGCGUUGGGGCCAGCGGUGGCUGAGAGUAUUCCGGCGCAAAGCCGGCGUUGAGGAGUCCUUCAUCAUCGAGGCCAUGGCCAGGGCGAUUCCGGUAGGCACGGUUGCACCUCCAGCCUUCGAGGACCCCGCUGCUUACGACCGUGCUCCGCUAGACGGGGACAUGGAUAUUGCUGACGGGGUGGAGUGA